This is a messenger RNA of Pectinophora gossypiella (pink bollworm), 1284 nucleotides long. RefSeq lists its product as uncharacterized. The record is from RefSeq and is a predicted model, not a curated record. Bases 103 to 501 code for a protein of 132 amino acids. Gene Ontology annotation, biological process: positive regulation of voltage-gated potassium channel activity; sleep; regulation of synaptic transmission, cholinergic. The transcript has 3 exons. Lineage: Eukaryota; Metazoa; Arthropoda; Insecta; Lepidoptera; Gelechiidae.
AGCGACUAGCUAACGUAUGGAAGCCCCUACCCGUCAGUAUUCCACCCGACACAAACGCGAACGGUCUUAGCUGGACUUAACUGGUGAAAACUCAGUUCCAAGAUGGCGUUAGCACCAAUUUGCUUCCUGGCGGUAAUAUGCAGUUUGCUACACACAGGCCUAGCGAUAACCUGCUACCAAUGCAACAGUCACAACGACUCCCGCUGUCUAAUGGAUAAGCUGCCAGACUCCUUAAGGCUGCCAUGCGGCCCUAAGGACACCAUGUGCCGGAAGAUCAAGCAGGUGGUGGAGUUCGAAAUGAACGGCAUGCCACCCGACAGCCGCGUCAUCAGAGGCUGUGGUUGGGAUGAGAGCAACUACAAGGGUCGUUGCUACCAGCGCUCAGGGUUUGGCGGUCGGCAGGAGGUAUGCUCAUGCCUGGAAGAUGGCUGCAACUCAGCUACAGUGCCAGUUGGUGCCACAUUGCUCAUGCUCGUUACAUUCGCCAUCUUGAGAUUCUAGUAUAAGAGGUAGGGAGAGGAAAACUGACACGUUCAAAGUAGCCUGAUUAUUGUAGUAAAUUUUUGGAUUUAUUUGAGAAAAUAUGGAAGAAUAAUUAUUGUGUAAAAGGGAAUAAAACACGUACAAGUUUUUUUUUUUAACUGAAGGAUUUUGAACUUUCUUUUAAGAAUGAGUUGCAACGUAAAAUCUUUGUAGAUAUUGUCAUUUCAAUUAUUAUCAAACUCGAAAUUAGUUAAUGAAUAAAGUAAAAAUUAUCAGUGCAUCAAACAAUUUAGUCAAAAUAUUAUAGAAUAGAUGUUUAGAAUAGUGUAUGUAUGUAAGAUAAAUCCCUCUGUGUUCCAUAUUGUUAAUGGUAGUGUAAAAUUUAAAGAGAGUGUGUUAAAUAUGUUAGCACUGUGACGUGUAUAUAAGCGAUAAUCGCUCUGAAAUUCACACAUGUCUGCCACUGUAACCGAAGGUCUUAUAGACAAGUAGUGAAUGCGUGUCUGAGGCAGAUUCAAACUAAUUUUAAACAAGCGAAAGUCACUGUCUGUCCGUAUCUCUGUUACCACGUCAAAACUGAACUGCCGGAUAGAUUUGCGUGAAAAUUGGCACAUAGAUAGACAUACGAUACUGUUUAAGGAUGAACUUUUUUAGAUUACAAUAAAUAGAUAAAAAAAAUCUGUAGACAAUCUAGUCCUUACACCUCGUAUAAAUGUAGAAAACGCUGUAAAUUUUAUAAUGCCAAUAUGCUUUGUUGUGUUUGUUAUCUGCGAAUGUAUUUAUUAAACGUUUUACAGUAUU